Molecule: messenger RNA, 5556 nt
Organism: Ictidomys tridecemlineatus (thirteen-lined ground squirrel)
Lineage: Eukaryota; Metazoa; Chordata; Mammalia; Rodentia; Sciuridae
Source: RefSeq, a predicted model, not a curated record
UUUCCUCUUAAAACUGAUAAGACUCCACAGAACUCUGCAUUUACUAUAUUGGAUUCCCAGUCUGAUCACCUGGGUUUGACCAUACAAGUUUUAAUUUGUAUUUCUAUUCUUAAAAAGAGAUUUGUUGGAAAAUUUUAAUUCUUUAAAGAAAAUCAAAUCAAGACUCCCCCCACUCCUUUUUAAUAUCUGCUUAACAGAAUGCCCAGAGUAUAAGUGUUUAUAACUAUCAAUCCUGUUCUUCCAGACAUUCUCAAAGAGGGGCCCACUCAGUUCCUGGAUAUGCAUGACAAUGACAAGCCAUUCUCCAGCCAGCACCUGCACUACUUUACAUAGUUACACGUUUGUCCACCAGUUGUCUGUCCUACUAGUAUAUGAGAUCAUGGUUUCAAACAUACAAUUUUAAACAUUAAAUAUUGAAGAAAUCUGAAGUAGGCAGUUUGAAUCUUACCUGAGUAAAAUGUGUUGGGUUUAGGGGUAGAAUACAGAAAAAGGAGGGAAACCAUGUUUUUCAGAGCACCGUUUGCAGUAAGGUAGGAAUUCGUGCACCUAGAUCAACUCAUUAGAACUGCCUGCCCUUUUAGGAUUUGGUAAUGUUAUCAGAUAAAAAGAAGGAAAACUGUUCUGCCUGGAUUCAAUAAAUAAUUAAUCAACCUGAACUUCAAAAGGACAGCUAGGGGCUAAGAGGCUGGGGCUUACAUAAAAAGUGCAGUGGAAGCAAGUUUGGAAAAAGUUUUUAUUUGCAUCACGCUGCCUAUAGAGCCUCUUGCACUCCCGAGUCCCCCUUGUCCUUGGGAGUCUGAUUUCUGCUUAGAGCCGCCCCCUGCCUUCAGCGUCGUAAUGUGAUCUCUCUCCUUCUGGAUUGGCCAGGGGGUGCCUCUUCCCUGGGAGCUGCUUUCAGGCACUGCUCCCAAGCCUGGUUUAGCCCAGCCCCAACUAUCCCCACCACCACUGCUAUUGCUGCCACAGCUGCUGCUGUCCAGCCGCGGAUGGAGCAAUGGAGCCCAGACUCCUCUGCUGGACCACUUGCUUCCUCCUGGCCAGCUGGUGUCUGCCGGUGCUGCCCUGCCCCAGCCGGUGCCUUUGCUUUAAGAGCACCAUCCGCUGCAUGCACUUGAUGCUGGAUCACAUUCCUCAGGUACCACAGCAGACCACGGUCCUAGACUUGAGGUUUAACAGAAUAAGAGAAAUUCCAGGGAGUGCCUUCAAGAAACUCAAGAAUCUGAACACUCUUCUUCUGAACAACAAUCAAAUCAGAAAGAUUUCCAGAACUGCUUUUGAAGGACUUGAAAAUUUGCUGCAUCUGUACCUGUACAAGAAUGAAAUUCAUGAACUAGAUAAGCAAACGUUUAAAGGACUCGUAUCCUUGGAACAGCUGUAUAUCCAUUUCAACCAAUUAGAAACACUACAUCCAGAGACCUUUGAAGACCUUCUGAAAUUAGAGCGACUAUUUUUGCAUAACAACAAAUUAUCUACAAUCCCAGCUCGGAGCUUUUCUCAUCUGGAUUCAUUAAAAAGACUGCGUCUGGAUUCCAAUGCUCUGGUUUGUGACUGUGAUUUAAAGUGGCUGGGGGAACUUUUACAAGGCUAUAUCCAGAACGGCCAAACUCAGGCCGCUGCUACAUGUGACCACCCCCGAGGACUCCAUGGGCGCCCGGUUGCGUCAGUAACAGUGGAGGAAUUUAAUUGCGAAAGUCCCCGAAUUACUUUUGAGCCCCAAGAUGUGGAGGUAACCUCAGGAAACACUGUCUACUUCACCUGCCGAGCUGAAGGAAAUCCCAAACCUAAGAUUACAUGGAUACAUAACAACAAUUCAUUGGAUCUUGAGGAUGACACCCGUCUUAACAUGUUUGAUGAUGGGACACUCAUGAUCCGGAACACCAGAGAGUCAGACCAAGGCAUCUAUCAGUGUAUGGCCAGGAACUCUGCUGGGGAAGCCAAGACACAGAACGCCAUGCUCAGAUACCACAGUCUUCCGGCCAAACCUAGCUUUGUAAUCCAGCCCCAGGACACGGAGGUUUUAAUUGGCACCAGCACAACUUUGGAAUGCAUGGCCACAGGCCACCCACACCCCCAUAUAACUUGGACCAGGGACAAUGGAGAGGCACUGGACGGAUCCAGGCACAUAGAAACCUCCAGUGGACUCCACUUGCAGAGCAUCACCCUGAGGGAUCACGGCGGAUUCACCUGUCAUGCCAACAAUAGCCAAGGCUCUGUUCACGCCACGGCCAACAUCAUUGUACAAGCUCCACCACAAUUUGUAAGAAGCCCCGAGGACCAGGUGGUGUUGGAGGAGCAUGCUGUAGAACUUCUUUGUGAAGCUGAAGGCCGCCCACCACCAGUUAUCCUCUGGACCAAAGCAGGAAGACAGCUCCCUGUGGAAGGCCGACAUACAGUUCUUUCCUCUGGCACUCUGAGAAUUGACCGUGUAGCACAGCACGAUGAAGGUCAAUAUGAAUGCCAAGCAGUCAGUCCACUGGGGGUGAAAAAGGUGUCUGUCCACCUGACCGUAAAGCCCAAAGGUAAUAAGUGCCAAGAUUCAUUUUCACAUUCUAAAGAGAUUCUCUCUUCUCAUGUUUUCAAAACACCCAGCAGAGACCCCAUUACUGCAGGUAUACAGAUUACUGAGAGUGGUAAAUUCCAUAUUGACAGUGGAGGCACACUGACCAUCUACGACGCAGGCCAGGCUGACCAAGGAAGAUACGAAUGCUUGGCUCGGAAUUCAUUUGGCCUUGUUGGGGCAAACAUGUUUCUUACAGUCACUGCAAUACAGGUUAAACAAGCUGGCGAUGACUUUGUUGAAUCAUCUAUUCUUGACGCGGUACAGAGGGUUGACAGUGCAAUUAACUCCACACGAAGACAUUUGUUUUCACAAAAACCUCACACUCCCAGUGAUCUGCUGGCUCAAUUUCGUUACCCAAAUGACCCAUUUACUGUGGAGACAGCAAGAGCAGGGGAAAUUUUUGAACAUACACUGCAGCUGAUCCGGGACCGUGUGAAGCAGGGGCUGACGGUUGAUCUGCAAGGCAGAGAAUUCCGCUACAAUGAUUUGGUUUCCCCGCGCUACCUUGGCCUCAUCGCCAAUCUGUCCGGUUGCACGGCCCACAGACGUCUGCCUAACUGCUCUGACCUGUGCUUUCAUCAGAAGUACCGGACCCACGACGCAACGUGCAACAACCUGCAGCACCCGACGUGGGGCGCGUCCCUGACAGCCUUGGUGCGUGUCCUGCAGCCUGCCUAUGAGAAUGGCUUCAAUUCGCCCCGUGGGGCUGGCCGCCGCAAUGGAGACGGCCGUUCUCCGCUCCCGCUGCCAAGGCUGGUUUCCACCGUGAUGGCUGGCACAGCGGCGGUCACUCCAGACCACAGGUACACCCACAUGCUUAUGCAGUGGGGACAGUUUUUGGACCACGACUCGGAUCAUACAGUGCCUGCACUGAGCACCGCCCGCUUUUCCGAUGGGCAGCCUUGCAGCUCCGCUUGCACGAAUGACCCUCCUUGCUUCCCUAUUACCAUUCCACCAGAGGAUCCCAGGGGCGCCCAAGCACCCUGCAUGUUCUUUACACGCUCCAGCCCGGUGUGUGGCAGCGGCACGACCUCUUUGAUGAUGAAUUCAGUCUAUGCACGAGAGCAGAUCAACCAGCUCACAGCCUACAUUGAUGCUUCCAAUGUUUACGGGAGCUCAGAGCGGGAAUCCCAGGUUCUCAGAGACCUCUCUGCACCCAAGGGACUGCUGAGGACGGGCUUGACUUGGUCCUCUUCUGGGAAGCACUUACUGCCCUUUUCUUCAGGCCCACCCACCGAAUGCACUAGAGGUGAACAAGACAGCCACAGUAGCCCCUGUUUCCUGGCGGGGGACCACAGGGCUAAUGAGCAGCUGGCUCUGACGGCUAUGCACACCUUGUGGUUCCGGGAACACAACAGGGUGGCCACAGAGCUAUCGGCCCUGAACCCCCACUGGGAUGGAGACACCCUUUAUCAGGAAGCCAGGAAGAUUGUGGGUGCGGAACUGCAGCACAUCACCUACAGCCACUGGCUGCCCAAGAUUCUUGGGGACCCUGGCAUGAAGAUGCUGGGGGAGUACCAGGGGUAUGAUCCCCACGUGAAUGCUGGGAUCAUUAACUCUUUUGCCACUGCAGCCUUUAGAUUUGGCCACACAUUAAUCAAUCCUAUUCUUUACCGAUUGAAUGAUACCUUCGGUGAAAUUCCCGAAGGCCACCUCCCACUCCACAAAGCUUUCUUUUCGCCAUCCAGAAUAAUCGAGGAAGGUGGGAUAGAUCCACUCCUUCGGGGGCUAUUUGGAGUAGCCACUAAAUUGCGGGUGCCCUCGCAACUUCUCAACCUGGAAUUGACAGAGAAGUUGUUCUCCACUGCCCAUUCUGUGGCCCUGGAUUUAGCUGCCACCAACAUUCAAAGGGGCCGGGAUCAUGGUAUCCCUCCCUAUGUGGACUACAGAGUUUUCUGUAAUUUAACUUCUGUUGAGAACUUUGAGGAUCUUCAGAAUGAAAUGAAAGAUUUGGAGAUAAUACAAAAAUUGAAAAAGUUGUACAGCACCCCAGGUGACAUUGAUUUAUGGCCCGCCCUGAUGGUUGAAGACCUGAUUCCUGGUACGAGAGUGGGACCGACACUUAUGUGCCUCUUUGUUACCCAGUUUCAGCGGCUAAGAGAUGGAGAUAGGUUCUGGUAUGAAAACCCUGGAGUUUUUACCCCUGCACAACUCACUCAGCUGAAACAGGUGUCAUUGGGCCGUGUGCUUUGCGACAAUGGUGACAACAUUCAGCAGGUUCAGCCGGAUGUGUUUGUGAAGGCGGAAUACCCACAGGGCUACCUGAGUUGCGGUGAGAUCCCAAAGAUGGAUUUGCGAAUGUGGCAGGACUGCUGGGAAGACUGCAGGAGUAGAGGGCAACCUAGAGCAUUCACACCAGAAUCUCGAAAGAAACGCUCUGCUCAACGCAGCUACUCUGGCAAGAAAAAGGUGGACCUAAGUGAUCCACUUAAUAGGCAACAAGACAGCUUUAACGUGGAUGACGAUGCUACAGUUGUGUUGCUUCUGGCCAAAACCAAGUUUUUCCAGGAUUUCAGCAAUUUUGCAGCAGAAAUUCAGAAAACCAUUACAGCUCUCAAAGAGCAGGCCAAUAUUGAUAAUCAGUCCAAGAAAGAAAAGAAGGAGACCUAUCUCAGAAAAUCCAGCCCCAUCACAUUAUUGAACAUGUACAUGAAGAUGAAUGAGAAGAAAUAUAUUCAGUAUUUCAUUUCAUACUUUUUUUUUUUAACUUUUCAGAGUGGCCAAGUCACGUGCAUGGUGAAGAAUUGUCCCUUGGCUCCAUGUCUCAGUCCUGAAUUGAUGAAAGGAAGCUGUUGUCCAGUGUGCAGAGAUCAAGGAAUGCCAGCUGAUGCCUCCAAGAAACACUAGCCAAUAUCUGCUCUUGAACCCUGAACAGAGAAUUUCUCAGGGAGAGACACUUAGGAGUUCAACUUUUAACCUGUAGUCACAUCCUUGAUACGGAAACCACUGAUUUAAGAACAAGCUAGUUCAUUUAAACCUUAAACAAAUUGAACGUC